GUCAAUCACUAUGGCGGUGCGGUCCGGCCCGGCCGGCGAGCAACAGUUUGGCGGCACGGUCACGGGCCCGGCCUUUUAACCCGAGCUGGGCUCGGUCAUCCAACGAGUAAAACGUUCCGCAGGGGCAGGUGUCGGGGGCGCAUUCCUCGUCCACCCACUCUCCCCCCUUUCUCCUCCUCCUCCAGUUGUGUCUCCUCCUCCUGGGCUCCGCCGUCGCCUGACGUUAGCGAACACUGAGCUGGUCGGACAGCUGAGACAUGGUGGCGGGCGGAGGGCGGUCGUCGCACAACCGCGGUUAAAGACAGUUUCGCGGCUCCGUUGGCCGAAUCGGGCCAAGGUUGUUCCCCCCCCCUCCUCCCGCUGUCCCCGGUGAGCGCCAUGCAGCAGCAGCAGCAUGGGGAAGAGGAGGAGGAGACGACCACCAUGCAGAGGGAGCAUUUUCUGCGCACUGAGGUGGAAAGGCUGAACCGGGAGCUCAGCGAGACAACCCAGGAGAAGAUUCAGGCGGCCGAGUACGGGCUGGUGGUGCUGGAGGAGAAACAGACGCUGAAGCAGCAGUAUGACGAGUUGGAGAGCGAGUACGAGACGGUCAAACAGGAAUUGGAGCAGCUCCGAGAGGCUUUUGGUCAAGCAUAUAGUAACCACAAAAAGGUGGCAGCUGAUGGAGAGAGUCGUGAGGAGUCAUUGAUUCAAGAGUCUGCUUCCAAAGAAGCAUAUUAUGUGGGGAAGAUUCUGGAGCUGCAGACAGAACUGAAACAGAUGAAAAAUGUACUUGCUAAUGUCCAGUCUGAAAAUGACCAUCUUGCUUCCAUUACACAACAGCUAAAAGAGAACAAUCAGGUUGUGGAGUUGCAAAGAAAUCGCCUGCGUGAUGACAUCAAAGAAUAUAAAUUUCGUGAAACAAGAUUACUGCAAGAUUACUCUGAACUUGAAGAGGAAAACAUCUCUCUCCAAAAACAAGUCUCAGUCCUUAAACAAAAUCAGGUUGAAUUUGAAAGUCUCAAACAUGAGAUUAAAAGGCUUGAAGAAGACACAGAAUUCCUUAACAGUCAGUUGGAAGAUGCUAUAAGGCUAAAAGAAAUAGCAGAACGUCAACUUGAGGAAUCCUUGGAGACAUUGAAGAAUGAGCGUGAACAGAAGAAUAAUAUGCGCAAAGAAUUAUCUCACUAUAUGAACAUCAGUGAUUCAAUGUACACCAGCCAACUGAAUAUCUCUCUGGAUGGAUUGAAGUUUAGCGAUGAUGGUGGUGAACCAAAUAAUGAUGAACUUGUUAAUGGUUUUGAAAUCAGCCUAAAUAAAAUGAAUGGUGACAAUAAGUUAUCCACUCCUAAGAAAAAUGAUCAUUUCAAGCCAGCACCAAGCUUGGUGUCUGAUUUAUUAAGUGAGCUGAAUAUUUCUGAAAUGCAGAAACUAAAACAGCAGCUGAUACAGGUGGAAAGGGACAAGACCACACUACUUGCUACUCUCCAAGAGUCACAAAAGCAGUUGGAACAUACAAGAGGUGCCUUGUCAGAGCAAAAUGAAAAAGUUAACAGACUCACUGAGCAUGUCAGUGCCAUGAAAAAGCUCCAGGCUAGCAAAGAACGGCAGACUGCACUUGAUAAUGAAAAAGAGCGAGACAGUCAUGAAGAUGGAGAUUACUACGAGGUAGACAUCAACGGACCUGAGAUUUUGGAAUGCAAAUACAAGGUAGCGGUAGCUGAUAUUAACGAACUUAAAGAAGAACUUAAAAACCUAAAGGCUAAAUAUGCUGAUAAUGAGAAUAAAUAUGAAAAAGAGAAGACCAAGAAUGAAAGUGAAAUCCAAGCCUUGACAGAGAAACUUGAAAUACUAGAAAAAACAAAUAAACAAGAACAGGACCAGAUAGUCUGCCUAGAAAAAGAACUGAAGAAAGUAAGUGAAGUAGCUGAAGGAACUCAAGGUAGUUUGACUAUUGCUCAGGAUGAACUGGUCACCUUCAGUGAAGAAUUAGCAAAUCUAUACAACCAUGUUUGUAUCUGCAACAAUGAGACACCCAACAGAGUGAUACUGGAUUACUUUAAAGAAGGCAAAGAUGUUCGCAGUAGUCCAGAUGGUAAAGAAAGAAGAUCUCCAGUUCUGCUUACCAAGAGUCUUUUCCCUGGAGAGGUGGGAAAGACUGAAAAUGGUAGUGGAGAUGUUGUAGCAUCUCCUGCUUCACCUUUGCCCCUACCUGUGUCCUAUGUCAGUGAUCCACGCAAAGAACCAUUGAAUAUUUACAACCUGAUUGCUGUCAUUCGAGACCAAAUCAAGCAUUUGCAGAAAGCAGUUGAUAGGUCAACAGAAUUAUCCAAGCAACGUGCUGCAUCACAUGAAUUGGGAACAGUGGCAGACAAAGACAAAGAAGUUUUUAUGGAUGAGAUCUUGAAACUUAAGUCACUGUUGAGUACCAAGCGAGAACAAAUAGCAACAUUAAGAACUGUGCUCAAAGCAAACAAGCAGACUGCUGAAGUGGCCCUUUCAAAUUUGAAGAGUAAAUAUGAAAUUGAGAAAGCUAUGGUUACUGAGACAAUACUGAAACUACGCAAUGAGCUGAAAGCUUUAAAGGAGGAUGCUGCUACCUUUUCAUCUCUGAGAGCUAUGUUUGCAACAAGAUGCGAUGAAUAUGUGAAUCAGCUUGAUGAAAUGCAGCGUCAGCUUGCUGCUGCUGAAGAUGAGAAGAAGACGCUGAACUCUCUCCUCCGCAUGGCCAUUCAGCAGAAACUGGCACUGACACAGCGGCUGGAGGACUUGGAGUUUGAUAAUGAACAGUCAAAACGUGGCCGAACCAAAUCGUGGACCAAAACUAGAGCUAACAAUCCCAGUGUAAGUCAUGUGCACUCUUGUGUAGUCAAACAAGAGGGAGUAGGUGUCGAUAACCAGAUGUAUUGCAGUGAAAAGUACAAAAUCUACUGUGAUUGACUGUGGUGCAUUGUUGGGGUUCAUGAUAGAUGUUAAUGCUUUGGUGUGCAGUGCAGCUUUACUGCCCUAUUUUCAUAGUAUGAAGUGAGUUCAUCUGUGUUGGAUUGUUGACUAUUAAUUUGCGUGAAUUUGAAAUACCUGCAGUAAUGUAGCCUAACAUCCAUGUGAUAUAGGGCUUUAAUCUUGAAUAUCUGUUCAUUAUAGCAUGGUAUCUCUGAGAAAUCAGCUCAUACUUUCAGCUUGCUCCAACACCAUAGUCUGAAAUCUGUACAGCACAAAUGUGCUUUUUCUCUCCCCUCUUGUCCAGCUUUAAUUUGCACUUCACCUUCUUGACAAAAGGUUCCAUUUAAUAUUGCUCAUGUUUACAGUAUUUGAUAUAUGCAAAUUUAUCCCUUUCUAAAGUAAAUCCUCCAAAAUGAUGUGCAGUUUUAUAAAUGUUUUGAGAGAACAUUUGUAAUUGCUUAGGAUCUUGGAGUUUUCUAUUUACUGAUGCUGUUCUUGAAACUAUUUGACUAGAUUAGUGAGUAAAAUGAUAUUGUAACCAAGAGGUUUAGUUAAUAUAUUUCCUGUAUAUAACAUUAUUCAGAAAAAUCAUGGAUUGCUUCAUUGUUCAUAACACUAGUAUUUGCACGUGUUAACUUCAGUAAUGUAAUUCUAUGUAUUGAAAGAAGCACAUACAGUGUGUAACUCCCAGUUAUGCAUAUUAAUGUAGGAUAAUAAGAUGGUCCUAAUUCAAAUAUAGAAGGGCAUAUGUUCAUUUUUGUUUUAAAAUAAUGUGCUUUAGAUUCAGUGCACAUUCAGCAAAAUACACAAUCUUUUUAAGUGGUGUUAUUUCAAAUAAGCACAAAUUAGAAUAUACAUAAGGGACCGAGGGUAUACCAAGUUCCAUUUUUUUUUUAAGAAGCACCAGUAAUCAUACAAAUAACACAUUUUAACAUGAAUUCCCUGUCUUCGUGUGACGCAAGUCAGAGCUUCUAUCCAAUCAAGUAAAGCCUUCUCACUAAUUAUGGCAGCUUUGUUGUACCACCCACUACAUUGCUCAGAAACAGUUAAAAGCUAGAUUUGAUAACAAAAGGAAGGCAAUGCUGAUUUGUCCCAGAAAAUGUCAUGAUCUGUAAAAUGUCUUAAAAUUAGAUUUUAUGGUUAAAAUUUUCAUCUCACUUUUCUUAGAGAUGAACAAGAAUUCUCCAUUUCCCACUUUAAAAGGCAGACCUGCCAUAAAAUGACAUUUUUGAUUUUCAAUUCCAUUUCUGUAUCUUUCUUUUAAAUAUAGGGUUGUUUUGUUUUUGCAUGAAAUUUGCUAUUUAAAUACAACAUCAGUAUUUGAUAACUCAAUCCUAUUCAGUUGUGCUUAAGUAUAAUUAUAAUUACUAUUGUUUGGGAAGCAGUAUUGCAGUACUAGUAGUCUGAGCACGUUAAAAAGGACAUACAAUUUUAAGUAUAUUUUGUCAUAUGUAACUGAUAUAUUACAAACAAUUUAAGAACCAUAAUGUAUAAAUGUUGAAUUUAAAUUCUUGUUCAUUUAUAGUGCUGUUGGCUCCAGAGUAUGAUUUCAUGGUCAAAGUAAUGCGGCUAGUUUUGUCCUUUUAGCUUCUCUGUGGUUGAUACGUGGUAUUUGUCUGUUAAAGAACUUGGUAAAAAUACCUUGAAGCAGGAUCUUGUAAUGAUGUAAUUUAGUAGUGAUGCCACAUAUUUUGGGACUAAUGAGUUAAAAGAAACUCAAUGUUUGUUAUAUUUGCCAUUGAAAUUUUGUAUACAAAGCAUUUCUGUUAAAUUCAAUUUGGCUUGUUUUUUAUGCUGCACAAUCCUUUGAAGGCCUUUGAUCUACUUAUUUGUAAUACACUAUUAAUAAAUGCUAGAGCUUUGUCUAAACCUAGCAUUUGGAAAUGUAACAAACAUUUUUGCUGUAUUUAAAGGAGAUCUGUAUUUGCUUCAGGUAUUUCAGGAAACUUUUUAAUGACACAGUGGCUUCCCUAUAGUAAAGGCAAAAGUAAACAGUCACCAAAUUUGAUACCUGUACUUGCUAAAGAGAUUUUUGAAGUUACUUCAGAAAAUUUAAUGUAUUUUAAAAGUAUAAUUUUCUGAUAUGGCAAUGUGUCUGUGUGCUUUAAAAAUUUGGUAUAUGCAUCUGUUAACAGCUGUUAAGAUACAGCAAGUGAAAUCAAUAUAUUGCCUACCUCUGUUAGCAGGCUGUCCUUUGGCUUCUGGCUGUAUUUGUUAUAGGAGUCUGCAAAUGAUCUGCAUGUUUCUUUCUAAUCCUAAAGGCUCUGUAAACCAGUUCCUGUGAAAUGUCACCUCUCUGCAUGAAGGUCACUCAAUACUUGUGAGGUUAGCUUCCUAUAAACGGCUGAUAUUGUAUUAAACAACUGUAUGCUUUAUGCUAAGAAAUAACCCAAAAUGGCCAUUUUCUCUGAUCACUAACAGUUUGCUGUUUGCAUUAAUAGACUAAUAUAACUAGCAAACCUUGUGCUAUGCAUUCUUCAUGAAUUGCUCCUUGUGCAAGUGUUUAUUUUUUAAUAAGGUUUUUUGGCUAAUUUUUUUUUGUAUUUUCCCUUUUUCAGAGAUAAAAUAGUCCCUGGAGAAGGACUUUCUGGCCAAGAGUGCAGUUUAUUUAAAAAGUUUCUGUAGUCUGUUGCACAAAAUGCUAUCGAAACAAUAACAAGGGCAGUUAAUUUGCUGCAUAUUUUGUCUUUAAUUUGCAAAUAUGAACAAAUGCAUUACUAAAAUUGCUGCUGGAGGAAGAGAAACUCACAAGUGUUGAAGAAAGCUUCAAUGAUUUAAUUAACCUAAGGCUUUAUAGAAUAUUACACAUUUUUGAGAUGGUGUUAUGGUAUUAUGUUUUGUUGCAAUUAUUCAGUGUUUUUAACGGAUGUUAUACCUGUGCACUUUUGAUAUAUAUUUCUUUUAUUCUUGGAAUGGCAGAAAAUGCUGUGAUUUGUGGAUAAAACUCCUGACAGUAGUGUGAUUUUUCUUUUUGAUGUGAUUGAUUUCUGCAUCAGCAUGUUGCAGAAAAGUUGACUUUAUUUUUGACCUGUGAUCUAACUAAAUUUUACACUACCAGGAUUUGUUCUUCAGCAUUUUCUCCAUUUAAAAUUUGUUUUGUUUUUACUGAUGUUAACUGCCAUGUUCUAAAAUCCAGGGGUUUUCUGGGGUUUUCAUGGAUAUUAUUCUUAGGAAUAGUUCAAUGUAACAAGGAAAAAACUUGACUUGCUCUGGUAAUGGUAAUGGGAAACUUUAUAAAGUGAUAUUACCAGCUAAUGCCAGAUUUUUGGGUUUAUUAAAACAAAAUCAAGUAUCAUUGAUUUAACAGAAUUUUCUACAAAUACGCCAAAUAAAUUCCAAAUUGGAAUUGUUUCAUUAUUUUAAUUUUGUUUAUUGUGCCAAACUUGGUACGUCUAGAGGUAAUAUCUAAGGUUAUUUGUUGUGGGGUGUUUUUUUUCCAUGCCUUGUUUUUAUUAAUUCUGCCAGUAGUGCCUUUGAUAAUUUCACGAGUGCUUGUUCCUACAAAAUGUUUUCGCAAACUAUUCAGAUUUUAAAAAGAAAGCAUAGAGCAAUAAGUGCAACUGAGAACCCCUCCCUUUUGCACAGAAUUUCCACAGUAGUCUUAAUUUUAUAAAUUGUACGAAAUUCUUUUUUGUCAGUGAUACUUACGAAAUGCAGAUUCAUGCAAAUUCAGGGCAUGCUUGGGGAACCAAAUCUAAUGACUUUGGACUCCUAAUGAACAAUUUGAAUUGUAUUAACAUAUUUGUGAUUGCAGUACAGAAGACUGUAUCAUGCAUCUUAGCUUGGUUUGGUGAUGGUCGCAAGUAACUGGUAUUGUUGGCAGAAAAUAUUAAGACAUAACUUUCUUUAACAGCCAUGUAAUCAUUGUGUAAAUUCAGCAAACAGAAAAUAAAUGCUGCAUCAACAUAGCAAGCCACUUGAUUAAAAUGGUGAAGUUUGUUGAGGCUGGGUUUUGACAAAUCAGGUCAAAUUUAAAAGUAAAAUUAAAUUAAGUGCAAUUUAAAUGAUGAAUUUUAGCAUUAUUAUGGAAGAUUUUCUGUUCGCUGGAAGAAUGGUUUUUACCUGUUUUACAGUAUUGGUAUGCUCAGUUACAUUAAAAUAUGUACUUCAAGUGAGUAUUUAUUUGAAGCAGUGUCACAGUACUGUAUUCUUUAUGUGCAUUAUCAUUUAGUGGCAGGUUGGCCUAAACAUUAUGUUAUAUGCAUGUGUGCCAGCCUAGAGACCUUUACACAGUUUUUUUUAAAUAAUUGAAUUAAGAUUUUAAAAAAAGGUGUGAAACUGAAUGCAUCUAACUUUGAAAUAUUUGACAUUGGACAAGCAAACGUAAAACCUGGAGAAAGGUUUGUUGUACAAGAUUAGUAUCUGUGUAAAGGUAAUCCUAUUGGCUAUGUCAAUAAAUGUGAUUACAAAAAGACUGCAUCCUGUUUCUUUCUUUUAUUCAAUUAAAAAUAAAUUGGUUUGCCUCUUGCA
This is a messenger RNA of Mobula hypostoma (lesser devil ray), 7392 nucleotides long. Its product is annotated as protein bicaudal D homolog 2-like. Gene Ontology annotation, molecular function: dynein complex binding; cytoskeletal adaptor activity. The coding region runs from base 379 to 2919 and encodes 846 amino acids. The record is from RefSeq and is a predicted model, not a curated record. NCBI's taxonomy places the organism in Eukaryota, Metazoa, Chordata, Chondrichthyes, Myliobatiformes, Myliobatidae. The transcript has 7 exons.